UGCUCGCUCUGGUGUGCAGCUCCGCCAAGCUGACGCCGCUCGCCCUCACUCAGUGGCGUGGUCUUUGUCUUUUCUUUUCUUCCACCUGAUCCCAUUUUUUUUAAAUUUCAACCAAUCAACCAAUAUGGGCAAAAAAGAAGAGGAUGAGAUCAUCAGGAUUGCAAAGAAGAUGGAUAAAAUGGCGCAAAAGAAGAACGGGUCUGGGGCUUUGGACCUCCUGAAAGAGCUGCGCAGUGUCCCUAUGACUCUGGAGCUUCUUCAGUCCACCAGAAUCGGGAUGUCUGUCAAUGCCAUCCGCAAGCAGAGCACAGACGAGGAGGUGACUUCUCUAGCCAAGUCCUUGAUAAAAUCAUGGAAGAAGCUUUUGGAUGAGCCCGGAGGUGUGGACAAACCUUCAGAGGAGAAGAAAAAAGAGCAAUCAACACCCGUUCUCUCACCCUCACAGGGAAGCCCAGAGGCUAAAGAAGAAAGCAGUUCCAGCAGUAACUCCAGCGGCAAGAGCGAGCAGGCCGAUGCUGCACCCAACACACUCAUCUCCACCUUUCCCCGCGCCCCCAGCACCACUGACUCAGUCAGGAUCAAGUGCAGGGAGAUGCUGGCCAACGCACUUCAGACUGGCGAUGACUAUAUUGCUAUUGGUGCUGAUUGUGAAGAACUUGGAGCGCAGAUAGAGGAAUGUAUCUUUCAUGAGUUUAAGAACACUGACAUGAAAUACAAGAACCGUGUGCGGAGCCGGAUCUCCAACCUGAAGGACGUAAAGAAUCCCAACCUGAGGAAGACUGUGCUGUGUGGAAAUGUGUCACCUGAGCGCAUGGCCAAGAUGACUGCUGAGGAAAUGGCCAGUGAUGAGCUGAAAGAGAUGAGGAAAAAUUUGACCAAAGAAGCUGUCAGGGACCACCAGAUGGCCACCACUGGAGGCACUCAGACCGAUUUGUUUACUUGUAGCAAGUGCAAGGGGAAGAGCUGUACCUACACACAGGUCCAGACACGCAGUGCUGACGAGCCGAUGACCACAUUUGUCUUCUGCAAUGAGUGCGGAAAUAGAUGGAAGUUCUGCUGAAUGUUGAAGCAAUAUCCUUGGAAGUGAAAAGUAGCUAAAUUCCCGGACCAGGAUUCUGUCUUUCUGCAACAGAUUGGAACUUUGUAUUCUGUGGUAUCUGGUGAUCAUGUCGCCAUACAACGACACCACAGCUGUCAAGAUCUGAAUAUCUUCAUCGACACAGUUCACUGUCCGAUCGCCCUUCAUCCUAAGUUGCUUUCAAUCUUGUUUAUAGCUAUUUGUCAGUCAGAUAAAUGCGAUCAAUAUUGUCUCAGUUUCUUUUUCCAACAUUUUUUAUAUGUAGUUUCAACAUUUUUGAGAACGUGCAUCCUACAUUUACUGUUGUUUUACCCUCACGAGAAUAUUUUAUUUAAUUUCCCAAUAAAAUGUAAUCAGUUUGAUAA
Molecule: messenger RNA, 1443 nt
Organism: Lampris incognitus (smalleye Pacific opah)
Lineage: Eukaryota; Metazoa; Chordata; Actinopteri; Lampriformes; Lampridae
Gene: tcea1
Product: transcription elongation factor A (SII), 1
Exons: 10
Coding region: 125-1060 (311 amino acids)
Biological process (GO): positive regulation of transcription by RNA polymerase II; transcription elongation by RNA polymerase II; DNA-templated transcription
Cellular component (GO): nucleus
Molecular function (GO): nucleic acid binding; zinc ion binding
Source: RefSeq, a predicted model, not a curated record